Messenger RNA from Protobothrops mucrosquamatus (brown spotted pit viper), 895 nucleotides. RefSeq names its product E3 ubiquitin-protein ligase RNF213-like. Gene Ontology annotation, biological process: sprouting angiogenesis; negative regulation of non-canonical Wnt signaling pathway; ubiquitin-dependent protein catabolic process. Lineage: Eukaryota; Metazoa; Chordata; Lepidosauria; Squamata; Viperidae. Gene Ontology annotation, cellular component: cytosol; membrane; nucleolus. The transcript is spliced from 5 exons. The coding region runs from base 31 to 861 and encodes 276 amino acids. The record is from RefSeq and is a predicted model, not a curated record. Gene Ontology annotation, molecular function: ubiquitin-protein transferase activity; ATP hydrolysis activity.
CAAACAAAACCAAUUCAGGUGCAGAAUUACAUGGAAGUGUCUACAGGGGCUGGCAAUAAGAUGCCUUUCAGCUGGAAGAUAAAGGAUUAUUUGGAAGAUCUUCGGGUUCAUGCACAACAUAUUACUAAUAAUGAAGCCCAUGUAGAGAAGUUUCUAGACAUCUUUCAGCAGACACCCCUGGGGCAACACAUUGCUUGCUACUCGGAGGAAGAGAAGGCCAUCUUUUUUCACUGCUAUGUCAGAGACUUUAUUCUCCUGGCAAUGGGUGUGACUUCAGAGAGGGAACUAAAUAUGUUGCAAGCGGCCCUCUUGUCAUGUGUGGAAGAAAUGAAGGCCGCCUCUUCUGGUGCAGGAACAAGAGUAUCCUCCCUUCCUUGGGUCCACCUUGGUUAUCAUCAGUUUAGGAGUCGUCUGCAGAACUUUUCCCGGAUUCUUGCUGUUUACCCUGAAGUGCUUCAUACCCUUGAAGAAAGAGAAAAGAACAGAAGCUGCACAUUGCCCAGUCAAAUGGUGCUAGAUGUGUUUGCUGCGCUGGCCUGUACUGAAAUGUUAUCCUCGGCAGUCCUGACAUGGAAAACUCGUGCAUGGCUCCAGAAGGUGAAGGACCUUCAAAUGCCCAUUGAAUUUGUAUGUGCAGCAAAUUGCAGCCAAGGCAGUGGAAGCCAAUGCAGCCAAAUGCUUCAAGAGGUCAAGAACCAAUGGAAUAGGGUGUUCUCAGUGUCCCUCUUUGUGGAGCAUUUGCUGCUUGGAGCAGAAACUCUGAUUCCAGAACUGAAGGAGCUGGUGAAGAAGUAUAUCAUGAAACUUAACAACGUAAGAAUGAUAGCUUCACCUGAUUGGAAAUAUUACUUUAAGCAUUGAUUUAUUUAGUUGGUUGUCAACAAUAUAAGCACUC